UCACUUCCUCAUAAGCAUUGAUAAUAAUAACUCGUCUCUUUGUGUCUAUAUCCUUAGCAUCUUCAACCUUAGAAUCUUCAAUGGCUUCUCUGCUCAACAUGGUUUCGGUUCCUCCUAGAAUAUCACCACCCACGCACACCAGAACCCCUUCACUUCAAGCUCGACCCCUUUUGCCACCCUUUUCUCUCACACUCUCCAGGAGGAGAUUGUCCAUUAGAGCAACGGAGACUGAUGCUAAUGAAGUUAAAUCUCAGGCACCGGGUGCUGCACCAUCUAAAGAUGGUUCAAGCUUCAAUCAGCUUCUUGGUAUCAAAGGAGCUGCUCAAGAAACAAACAAAUGGAAGGUUCGUCUUCAGCUUACAAAGCCUGUCACUUGGCCUCCAUUAGUUUGGGGUGUAGUUUGUGGUGCUGCUGCCUCUGGAAACUUCCAUUGGAAUUUUGAGGAUGUUGCUAAAUCAAUUUUGUGCAUGCUUAUGUCUGGCCCAUUCCUGACAGGAUAUACACAAACUAUGAAUGAUUGGUAUGACCGAGAAAUUGAUGCAAUAAAUGAACCUUAUAGACCAAUUCCUUCUGGGGCAAUAUCGGAGAAUGAGGUAAUCACUCAAAUAUGGGUGUUGCUGCUUGGAGGUCUUUCAAUAGCUGGUAUAUUGGACAUAUGGGCAGGGCAUGAUUUGCCUAUAGUAUUUUACCUUGCGGUUGGCGGAGCCCUACUGUCUUAUAUAUAUUCCGCACCUCCUUUAAAGUUAAAACAAAAUGGAUGGAUUGGAAACUUUGCCCUUGGAGCAAGUUACAUUAGCUUACCAUGGUGGGCUGGUCAAGCUUUGUUUGGGACUCUUACACCAGACAUAAUUGUUCUCACACUUCUGUACAGCAUAGCUGGAUUGGGAAUUGCUAUUGUCAAUGACUUCAAAAGUAUUGAAGGGGAUAGAGCUCUAGGGCUUCAGUCUCUUCCAGUUGCUUUUGGUGCUGAAACUGCAAAAUGGAUAUGUGUUGGUGCUAUUGACAUUACUCAAUUAUCUGUAGCUGGAUAUCUACUUGGGGCUGAUAAACCGUUCUAUGCAUUGGCUUUACUUGCCUUAAUAAUUCCACAAGUCGUAUUUCAGUUCCAGUACUUCCUCAAGGACCCUGUGAAAUAUGAUGUUAAAUAUCAGGCUAGUGCACAGCCAUUUUUGGUGCUUGGUCUGUUGGUUACUGCUCUAGCAACUAGCCAUUGAUCUGUUACGUGCAAAAGUUACCAAAGGGACAUCGACUCAUAGAAUAAAGACGAAGAAGGGAAUCACCGAUUAGAAGGAUAAGAGUGGCUUCUGUUAUGUACCUGCAUUCAAGAUAUUAUGUGACAUAGCUUUUGUUUAUUGCCACCCUACAUGCAAAGAGUAUGACCAAGGCUUACCCAGUAUUGUGUAUUAUUUUUUUUUUCUUUAUUCCUAUGUUUCUGUUCUCUCCUCUUAUCCACUUAUUCAAGUUUUGAUUGUUUUAGGAUGAGAAGAGGUUUCUUUUUAGGAAGCUUUAAAGGACAAUGAAUUGUACAAAGUGUAGACACAUACAUUUCGUUAAAUGGGACCCUUGUUUUGAGAUGAAAACUUAAAAUUAUUGUCA
Messenger RNA from Cajanus cajan (pigeon pea), 1596 nucleotides. RefSeq names its product UbiA prenyltransferase family protein (gene G4). Gene Ontology annotation, biological process: chlorophyll biosynthetic process. NCBI's taxonomy places the organism in Eukaryota, Viridiplantae, Streptophyta, Magnoliopsida, Fabales, Fabaceae. Gene Ontology annotation, molecular function: chlorophyll synthetase activity. The record is from RefSeq and is a predicted model, not a curated record. Gene Ontology annotation, cellular component: membrane.